Molecule: messenger RNA, 898 nt
Organism: Portunus trituberculatus (swimming crab)
Lineage: Eukaryota; Metazoa; Arthropoda; Malacostraca; Decapoda; Portunidae
Exons: 2
Coding region: 52-816 (254 amino acids)
Cellular component (GO): extracellular region
Molecular function (GO): chitin binding
Source: RefSeq, a predicted model, not a curated record
CGUUUAUCUGUGUGUUCAUGGGAAUCUGGGCAGGUGUGUGCGUGUGUGUGUAUGCAUAUAAGACACGCACACACACACACACACCACGACACAACACUACACACCACCACAAUGGGCGCCCUCCACCUCGCCCUCUGCCUUCUGGCCCUUGGUACCAGCUCACUCCUCGCUGUGACCCGUGAUACCUGUCUGCCAUCGUGCCCUGACGCCUGCACCCCUGGGGAAGCCGUGCCUGACCCCCACAAUUGCUACAAGUACUACACGUGUAUGGAGAACUGCGAACCCACGGAUGUAGCGUUCGAGUGCCCUGUUGGUGAGAAAUUUGAUUCAGUCGGCAAGGUUUGCAAGACGGACGACGGUACAGUAACUUGUGGGCUGUGUGUUGCGCAGUGCAGGUACGACUGUAUGUUACACAAAGGCUUCGCUGCAGUUAGGGGUGUUUGCAAUGAAUACUACUUCUGCGCUACGGACACCCCUGUAAAGAUCUACUGCAACGAUCCGAAGAAGCCUUAUUUUGAUGGGACUAACUGCGUGGAGAAUGAAAACGCGUGCUGUGACCCCUGUGAAGUGUACUGCGAGGUGCCAUACACGGAGAUCGCUGACCCGACGAGCUGUAAACACUUCUAUUACUGCGAUGAGAUUGGCUUCCCUCUCGAUGUUGAUAGAUACGAGUGUCCUGAGGCGAGACUUACAGUAACAGGACGUACAGCUGUGUGCCUGACGCAGAGACAGACUGUUAUGAGCCUUGUGCUACGCCGCCCUAGACAGAAAGAUAGACAGACAGACAGACAGAUAGAGAGACAGAAAGACAGAUAGACAGACAGAUAGAUAAAGAUUUCAGGUUAAAAACGGUGUGAUUGUUGUUAUGAGCAGUGUGAUGCGCCGCCCUAUAGAUAGA